Naegleria fowleri is the source of this 1602-nucleotide messenger RNA. RefSeq lists its product as uncharacterized. The record is from RefSeq and is a predicted model, not a curated record. The coding region runs from base 1 to 1602 and encodes 533 amino acids. The transcript is spliced from 4 exons. Gene Ontology annotation, molecular function: NAD+ poly-ADP-ribosyltransferase activity. NCBI's taxonomy places the organism in Eukaryota, Heterolobosea, Eutetramitea, Acrasida, Naegleriidae.
AUGACUUCAGCUGAUGAACCAACCACAUCCAUUACGAGCUCAACCACCACUGAAACAACAAGAACUUCUUCUGAUUCUUCUUCAUCCACAACCUCCACCAUGGUGAUGGAUCAAUGCACCAAUGCUUCAUCAACCUCGAUCAUUGCUUCCGAAACAACGACAACGACCACCAUCAAAGAGAGUGGUCUUUCCAACAAGAUCCGAGUGCUCAGCCUUUCAGUUCCACCUCAUACCGUUCCUCAAUAUUUGGAGAGCGAUUUGAAAGAGCUUCAAUCAUUGAAAGAGACUCUUCAAUACAAGCCAACCGUCUUGCACUUGUUAUCUCUCUAUCAGAGUGAGAUCAAAAAGGAAGUUGAGUUUAAACAAAAGAAGAAGAAUUCUUCAUCAUCAUCUUCAGGAUCUAUUGUUCAUGUUCAAGUCGAUCCUGUACCACCCGAUCGAAAGUACAUUUAUUUGACAAGUUCAGGUGCUCCAGCAGUGCCUUCUACAUGUUCUUGCAUUGUUGAUUAUAGUCAUUAUUUGAGUUUGCACUCUGGAAAGUCCAUCAUGAACGAAUUUGAUUUACAGACACCACCCGAAGAAAUUGCCAAAGUUGUGAAGAAGGUCGACAAGAUCCCUGCCUCUUCAUCAAUCGAGUCCAAAAAGAAUGAAUUAAUUGAGCUUGAAAAGAGGUAUGCACAAUUGAUGCAAGAGAAGCAAAAAGUGUUAGCCGAUCGAGCUUCCGUGUUAACACCUGAAGAAUUGGCAUCCAUUGAGGAAGAGGAAGGUAUUAGAAGAAAACCCUCUUUCUCUCAAGAUGCCAUAAUCGAUGAGGACGAAUGGGAAUUGGAACAUAAACGAAAAAUUAUUGAACAAGAAAGAAAGCUUGUCGAGAAGAGGUUAUUGGAAGAAAAAAAGCAUAGAAAUGUUCGAUUUUACUGUAAAGGAGAGCUCGAGUAUUUGCAACAAUGGAAUGCUGUCUUUUCGAGUGGUGAAAAGAAACCAUCCAACUUGGAAGAAUUGAGAAAAUAUUCGCUUCGUCCAACCAACGUUUUUGACCUGGAAGGCGAGCAAAUCCAUUAUCGAUUUUGUGAGUCUCAAUUCCAUCGUUUGGGUGCUUCACCAGCUUAUGCCUCGUCGUAUCCAACUGCAUACAUUUCAGAGGUUGAAUAUGUGGUCAAUCCAAACAUUAUGAAUCGAUUUAACAAUUGUAAGAAAGAGUUGGCUAAGAAACAUGGAUUUUUAUUGGAAAGUAUGAAACCAUUAUUAUUGUUCCAUGGUACUUCAGAAACGAAUAUGGAGAAUAUUUUAAGAACUAACUUUUUAAUUGAAAAAAUCGGAUCCACUACAGAUAUGGGCUGGUAUGGCAAAGGUUUUUACUUUUCAGAAUAUCCUGGACUUUCCAUGGCUUAUUCUCGCAACCAGUAUUUAUUGAUUUGCAUGGUACUAAUUGGAAAGGCCUUUCACAUGAAUCAAGUGGAGACAGGACGCCCGUUGGAGCCUGGUUAUGAUUCGCACGUUUCGCCUGAUGGAUGCAGUGAAGUCAUCAUUUUCAAUCCAGAUCAAGUGAUUCCUUUAUAUAAGAUUAAGUGGGAACAUUCAGGCUCACCUACUUAUAAAUAA